AUGCUAAUAUAUUGUCGUUUAUAUAAUUAUUGGAAAGACCGCAAUAUCUCGGGUCCGAAACCCAUAUUAUAUUUUGGCAAUUCUUUAAGUCUAUUACUGACAGCGAAGCCAUAUAUAGAGAUGCAGUGGUAUACCAGAUACGGCCGACUCUACGGUCUGUAUUAUAUGGGUAAACGGGUGUUAACAGUGGCGGACCCGGCGCUCGUCAAACAGAUUCUGGUGCAAGAAUUUGACAAAUUCCGAAACCGAACGCCAGAGUCGGGCGAACACGUGGUGGCAAACUAUCCGAAACACAUCAGCACCGCUCGGGACGGCCACUGGAAACGGCUGCGACUUGUCAUGAGUCCCACAUUCACACCGACCAAAUUGCGACGCCUGUACCCACUCGUCGAAGAGUGUUGCAACGAGUUUAUGGCGGCGUUGGCCGGACGGGUGUCGACUAGUAGUAGUAGUGGUCGACCGACGGAAGUGGACCUAAAACAAGUGAUGGCCGACUACUCGAUGGAUGUGAUCGCCAGCGCGGCGUUCGCCACCAAAAUUCAUCCCUAUUCCCAGCCGAACCACCCGUUUGUAGUUAACGCCAACCAAAUGUUUUUGACCAAUCGUUGCAAGGAAUUGGUGGCAAUGAUUUUGCCCGCAUGUGCGGCCAAUAGCCGGCUUUUUGGCGACGGCGCCGGUCAGUCGAGCCGCGCGUAUUUCAAUCAAGUCGUCGGACGGUUAAUAUCGGAGCGCAAAAAACCGGGCGAAAAACACAACGAUUUUUUGCAAUUAAUAAUGGAUGCGAAGCGAGAGGAGGGGGAGGGGGAGGAGGCGGGAGUGGACACUAGUGGCCAAAUUAGGACACCCGAUAAGGAGACCACCGUCGGCCGUCACCCGACUAAAGGCAAAGGUGUCUCCACCCAUGUCUUGGAUAAUAAAUUAUCGGACAAUGAGAUCGUCGGUCAGUGCAUCGCAUUCAUAAUAGGCGGCUAUAUGUCAGCCAUGGCUACGCUAUCGCACUGUACCUACGAAUUGGCAGUGAAUUCCGAUAUUCAGGACCGGUUGGUGGCGGAGAUCAGCGCCGCGUUUAACGAAAACACUUCAGUCAUAGACUACGACACGCUUUGCCUACGACUGCCACUCCUGGACGCCGUC
Medioppia subpectinata is the source of this 1134-nucleotide messenger RNA. The record is from the annotation of a GenBank genome assembly. Lineage: Eukaryota; Metazoa; Arthropoda; Arachnida; Sarcoptiformes; Oppiidae.